Rhododendron vialii is the source of this 4027-nucleotide messenger RNA. Its product is annotated as isoleucine--tRNA ligase, cytoplasmic. Lineage: Eukaryota; Viridiplantae; Streptophyta; Magnoliopsida; Ericales; Ericaceae. The record is from RefSeq and is a predicted model, not a curated record. Gene Ontology annotation, molecular function: ATP binding; isoleucine-tRNA ligase activity; tRNA binding. The coding region runs from base 294 to 3848 and encodes 1184 amino acids. The transcript is spliced from 28 exons. Gene Ontology annotation, biological process: isoleucyl-tRNA aminoacylation.
UGUUCGGUUAGGCUGGUGGAGGAGAUGCUCUGAUCCCUGAAAUUAGUGAUUCUUUCGCCAAUAUUCCACGCGUAGUAGAUCCAUUCAUUGUCAACGUAUUCUCACAUUCCUUGCCUGUCACUCUUCACUGCUUCGACUAGGGUUUCUGAUACUCUCUCCGCUAAACCCUAGCUCACUCUGCUCACCACAAUUCACACACAUACAAGCACGUGUACACGCUCGUCACUCCGUUCCGUAUCGCCGGCGGCGUUUGCCCCGACUAGCCCGGCCAGGAAUAAACAAUCGCAGCCGCCAUGGACGAUGUGUGCGAAGGGAAGGACUUCUCGUUUCCGAAGCAGGAAGAGAAGAUCAUCCAAUGGUGGGAAGAAAUCAAGGCCUUCGAGACCCAGCUUGAGCGAACAAAGCACCUCCCGGAGUACGUCUUCUACGACGGCCCCCCCUUCGCCACCGGCCUCCCUCACUACGGCCACAUCCUCGCCGGAACAAUCAAGGACGUCGUGACCCGGUAUCAGACGAUGCGGGGCCACCAUGUUACGCGGCGGUUCGGUUGGGAUUGCCAUGGGCUGCCGGUUGAGUUCGAGAUCGAUACGAAAUUGGGGAUAAAGACGCGAGAUGAUGUGUUGAAGAUGGGGAUUGGAAAUUACAACGACGAGUGUAGGAGCAUUGUGACAAGAUAUGUGGGGGAGUGGGAGAAGGUUGUGGCGAGAACAGGUCGGUGGAUUGAUUUUAAGAAUGAUUACAAGACAAUGGAUUUGAAGUUUAUGGAGACUGUUUGGUGGGUUUUCUCUCAGCUGUUUGACAAGGGGCUUGUCUACAGAGGCUUCAAGGUUAUGCCCUACAGCACUGGUUGCAAAACUCCGUUGUCUAAUUUUGAAGCCAAUUCAAACUAUAAGGAAGUUUCUGAUCCUGAAAUCAUGGCGGCUUUCCCAAUAGUUGAUGAUCCAGAAGGUACAGCUUUUGUGGCAUGGACAACCACACCUUGGACCCUUCCUAGUAAUCUUGCCCUUUGUGUCAAUGCAAAUUUUGUCUAUGUGAAGGUUCGCAACAAAUUCAAUGGCAAAACUUAUAUUGUUGCCGAGUCUCGAUUAUCGGAGCUUCCAGUUGAGAAACCAAGAAAGGCUAUGCCUAAUGGAACUGCCAAUGAUUCAGAACGGUCAAACUCUACGACUAAGGGAUCGUCUGGUGGUAAAAGUAAGAGUAUGGUCGAUACUUAUGAAGUCUUGGAUAAAUUUUCAGGCGCUGCACUCGUGGGGACAAAGUAUGUGCCACUGUUUGAAUACUUUGUAGAUUUUUCUGAUGUGGCAUUUAGAGUCCUUGCGGACAAUUAUGUAACGUCUGAUAGUGGGACUGGAGUUGUUCACAUGGCUCCUGCGUUUGGUGAAGAUGAUUACCGUGUUUGUAUCGAAAAUCAAGUGAUUAAUAAGGGGGAGAGCCUUAUUGUAGCAGUUGAUGAUGAUGGCUGCUUUACUGGUAGAAUUACUGACUUUAGUGGUCGCUAUAUCAAGGAUGCAGACAAGGAUAUUAUUCAGGCGGUGAAGGAUAAAGGUCGGCUUGUGAAGUCUGGAAGCUGUACGCAUUCUUAUCCAUUUUGUUGGAGAUCUGAUACCCCUCUUAUCUACAGAGCAGUUCCAAGCUGGUUUGUUGCGGUGGAGAAGUUGAAAGAUCAAUUGCUAGAAAACAACAAACAAACAUACUGGGUUCCUGAUUUUGUUAAGGAAAAGCGCUUCCACAAUUGGCUUGAAAAUGCAAGAGACUGGGCUGUUAGUCGUAGUAGAUUCUGGGGUACGCCACUUCCUGUGUGGACUAGUGACGACGGCGAGGAAACAAUAGUAAUGGAUUCCAUUGAUAAACUUGAAAAGCUUUCUGGUGUAAAGGUAGCUGACUUGCAUCGUCACAAAAUUGAUCAUAUCAGUAUCCCGUCAAGUCGUGGCCCUAGUUUUGGAGUGCUUCGACGCGUUGAGGAUGUGUUUGAUUGUUGGUUUGAGAGUGGAUCGAUGCCAUAUGCAUAUAUCCACUAUCCAUUUGAGAAUGUUGAGCUCUUCGAGAAGAACUUCCCCGGGCAUUUCGUGGCUGAAGGGUUGGAUCAAACUCGUGGCUGGUUCUAUACUCUCAUGGUCUUGUCAACUGCGCUUUUUGGAAAGCCUGCGUUUAGGAAUCUCAUUUGUAAUGGACUUGUCCUCGCUGAGGAUGGGAGGAAAAUGAGCAAAAGACUCAAGAACUAUCCAUCACCUAUGGAAGUCAUAAAUGAUUAUGGGGCCGAUGCUUUGCGAUUAUACAUAAUUAACUCUCCAGUUGUGCGGGCUGAGCCUUUACGUUUUAAAAAGGAUGGAGUUUUUGGUGUUGUGAAAGAUGUAUUUUUACCAUGGUACAAUGCAUACAGAUUCCUUGUUCAGAAUGCAAAGAGACUUGAGGUCGAGGGGCUUGCACCGUUCAUUCCUGUUGACAAAGUUACACUUCAGCAGUCAUCUAAUGUUCUUGACCAGUGGAUCAACUCAGCCACUCGGAGUUUGGUUCAUUUUGUCCAGCAAGAAAUGGAUGGAUACCGCCUCUACACAGUGGUUCCUUAUCUCUUGAAAUUUCUCGAUGACCUCACCAAUGUAUAUGUUCGGUUUAACCGCAAGAGGCUUAAAGGUCGUACAGGAGAAGAUGAUUGCAGGGUUGCACUUUCGACUCUGUACCAUGUGCUCCUAACUUCUUGUAAAGCAAUGGCUCCAUUCACACCAUUCUUUACUGAAGUUCUUUACCAAAAUCUGCGUAAAGCUUCCAAUGGGUUGGAGGAAAGCAUUCACUUUUGCAGUUUUCCCCAGGAAGAAGGGAAGGGAGGGCAACGUAUUGAACAGAGUGUUAAAAGGAUGAAAAUUAUCAUUGAUCUUGCCCGGAAUAUCCGUGAGCGUCACAACAAGCCUCUGAAAACACCACUCAAGGAGAUGGUUGUAGUUCAUCCUGAUGCAGAGUUUCUCGAUGAUAUAGCUGGAAAAUUAAAAGAGUUUGUGUUGGAGGAACUCAAUGUAAAAUCCGUUGUCCCCUGCAAUGAUCUUUUGAAGUAUGCUUCUCUACGAGCUGAGCCUGAUUUCAGUGUAUUAGGUAAGCGUCUUGGAAAAUCAAUGGGCAUUGUUGCCAAGGAAGUCAAAGCCAUGUCUCAGAAAGAUAUUUUAGAUUUCGAGAAGCAUGGAGAAGUUACCAUUGCUACACACUGUUUGAAGCUGUCUGAUAUUAAGAUCAACCGGGGUUUCCGGCGCCCUGAUAAUAUGACAGAGGAGGAAAUUGAUGCUGCAGGAGAUGGUGAUGUUUUGGUGAUAUUGGAUUUGCGCCCUGACGAGUCAUUGUUUGAGGCUGGGGUUGCUCGUGAGGUUGUUAAUAGAAUCCAGAAGCUACGAAAGAAAGCUGCUCUUGAACCGACUGAUAUGGUGGAGGUGUACUUCAAGUCGUUGGAUGAAGAUGAGUCUACCUCACAACAGAUUUUGAAUUCCCAGGAACAAUAUAUCAGGGAUGUACUUGGUUCGUAUUUGCUUCCCUCAACCAUGAUGCCACCACAUGCGGUGAUUCUUGCUCAAGAAAGCUUCCAUGGUAUUUCUAAUUUGGCAUUUUCCAUCACUUUGGCGAGACCCGCGUUAUUAUUCAACUCCAAUGCUGUUCUAGCAUUAUACGGAGAGGACACAAAGUUUGCGAAUGGUUUACAGACAUAUUUGCUGUCAAGGGAUCAUCAUAAUUUGAAGUCAGAAUUUCAUCUUGGGAAUGGAAAGGUUACAGUUGAUUGCAUUGAAAAUCAGCCUGCCGUUGAAGUUGCGUUGGGAGUACAUGUGUUCUUGACGGUUGGGGAUUAUUUGUUGAGCACAAAAGCUCACUGAUUUCAUUUUAGUUGAUUGCAUUUAAAAUUUACCAAUCAUCUUACUGGAAAGAAGAUAAAUAGGGAAAAAGAAGUCGUGUAACCCUGUGGAAGCAAAUCUUAUGGGGGUUUUAAUCUUGUUUCAUUUACUAUAUACGAAUCCGCACUUUCAAAGAAAAGGAAAAUAUUUUUGCAGGGUAA